AUGACCGAAAUGUCGCCGUGCAGACGAUACGAUGGCUCACUUCCUGUUGGCAUACCCAACGCACGAGGGGAAAGACGAAGAAUCAACGAAGCGGGAGGAGGCAGGACCUUGGGCGUGGCCAAACUUUUGACUGACCCCAAGACGAUACCGCACCUCAUGAAAUGCCUAGCCGGAACGAGAAUUUUCACGAAACCACUCGACCACGACACUGCCGAAUGCUACUCCUCCAGCUUCCCAGAAUGA
This is a messenger RNA of Mycena citricolor, 243 nucleotides long. The record is from the annotation of a GenBank genome assembly. Lineage: Eukaryota; Fungi; Basidiomycota; Agaricomycetes; Agaricales; Mycenaceae.